This is a messenger RNA of Micropterus dolomieu (smallmouth bass), 2115 nucleotides long. RefSeq names its product angiopoietin-related protein 7. The transcript is spliced from 8 exons. NCBI's taxonomy places the organism in Eukaryota, Metazoa, Chordata, Actinopteri, Centrarchiformes, Centrarchidae. The record is from RefSeq and is a predicted model, not a curated record. Bases 39 to 1343 code for a protein of 434 amino acids.
CACUGACCAGGCAGGAACAGACUAACUGGGCAGCAGCAAUGUCCCUCCUGUCAUUAACCAACCCUCCCGGCUGGAGCGUGUGCUCUGCUCUCUGUAUCCUCAUCGUGUUGCUUCCAGAGGUCAAAGCAGACAACCUAAACACUACCACUCAGCGCAAUGGCGGGGGAUCCCAGUGUGGGGAGUACACUAACCAGGUGUUGGAGGAUGGGAUGUGUCGGCUGGUGGCCACUCUGCCUCAGCUGGAUGAGCAGAAAUGCCCGGAUAUGUUUCGCUGCACAGAUGAGGUUUCCUACUGGCUGCACGAGAACGAGGAGAGGAAACAGCAGAUUGCGGCGCUGAAGGAGACCAUCUCUGAACUGCAGGAGGAGCUGAGGAACCAUCGGCACCGCAUCAAAGUCCUGGAGCUGCAGAGUGAAGAGAGGAACCACUUGAAUAUCUCCUUGGAGCAGCGUUUUCAUGAGAUGGAGGCUCACUAUGUUGAAGCCACCACCCUGCUGCACCUACAGGGCACUCUCAUCCUAGAUCUCCAGAACCAACUCCAUAAUCUGACACUUUUGGUGGAUAGAGUAAAAAGAAGCCCCGGGUGCUUGAUCAACAUCGUCCGCCCCAACCCACUGAUGAGCGCUCAAGAAGCUCUUCACCCGGAGAUUCAACAUGUGAGGAACUGUCCCAUAGACUGUGCCUCCAUCUACUACAAUGGAGUGCGAAGAUCAGGUCUCUACACAGUAGUGCCAUCACUGGCCGGCAUGCCUGUGGAGGUGUAUUGCGACAUGGACAAAGAUGGUGGUGGCUGGACUGUGAUCCAGCGGCGUGUUGACGGCUCAGUGAGCUUUGACCGCCCCUGGAGGGACUACAGGGACGGAUUUGGUGACCUGCACUCUGAGUUCUGGCUUGGCAACAAACACAUACAUGACCUGAGCACCCAGGGAGACUACAGCCUCCGCAUUGACCUGGAGGACUGGAGUAACAAACACAAACACGCCCUCUACCAGAGCUUCAGUGUGGACGACGAGGAGCAUCAGUAUCGUCUCCAUGUGUCGGGCUUCAGCGGGACAGUGCAGGACUCUUUCAGCUGGUACCACGACAAGCAGGGCUUCAGCACCCCCGACAGUGGCAACAUCUGUGCUGAGAUCUCCCACGGUGGUUGGUGGUACAACCAAUGCUUCUAUGCCAACCUUAAUGGGGUCUACUACAGGGGAGGCCAUUACAUCCCUAAAGGCCGGGGGCCGCUGGGUCCUGAUGGGAUCGUUUGGUACUCCUGGAGAGACUCUGACUACUACUCCCUACGCAAAGUCAGCAUGAUGAUCCGCCCACGCAGCUUUCGGACCCGUCUUUCACCCUGACCCACUGUCUUCAUGACAACGAUUAGGAUGCGGGGACAAUGAUGUGACAACAGUGAUCAUGUGGGCGUGUCACUGGGACAUCAAUUGACAGAGCUCAUCAAGAAGGAAGUGAAUGUCAAUUAUGUCAACAACAGUGCAACCAGAGAGAUGUGGAAAUGGCUUCUCUUCUGCUAUUUUUGGGAGAGGAAGAAAAAAAACUCUGCAGGCUUGAUAUUCCCCAAAACUGCUGACUCAUUUUAUAGCAGCAUAUUUUUGAUUAACACAAAACCUUAUACUGUAGAGUUUUUGGGACAUGGACAUUUUUCACUCAGUCACAGGAAGUGAGUUCUUCCUUAUUUUCUACUACUAUUUUGUACCUUUAGUUUGAUACUUUGACACACUAUUAGCAACCCAGCCAAAACAAAAAAGGAGGUACAUUUGCAUGAUGUGUUGACAGAGGAGUGAAGGGAUCUCACAGUUCCUACCAACCAGAGGAGGCACGUGCAACUGGCAGGCAGAUCACUUGAGACUGUUCGAACGCUCGGCAUAUGGUGUGUGCUCAUUGCAUAUUUAUGAUUACUCCAUUAUUAUCCCAUUUUGCUACUACAAACUAUGAAUUUAAUCGAUUGUGUAAACUUAUUGAAAUCAAAAGGAUUUAAAUAUUAUUCAAACAAGUCAGACAGAAGAACACUGACUUAUGUUAGAUAUAACAACCCCAUCCUUUUAAGUGCUACUGACUCACAGCCUAGGGUCAGGCAGAGAAGAUGUGCUAUUUGAGGAUUGUGUAUACAUA